AUGUUCAUUUUACUAUUAUAUCUCACCACACAAGAGCAAAGAUUCGAAGAUCGCACUUAUACAAGUAGGGUUUACUAUGGAAGUGCAUUAACUGAAAGUUUUUAUUUUAAACGUUGCCAAUUCAAGGAGAUAACUACCAAUGAUCGUGCUCCAAUUUUCUUAUGGACUAAAACAGCGGAUAUAACUUUCAGACUGACCGAAUGCUUGUUUAAUAGUUGCACAGGAAAAUCUGGUGGUACUGUCAACAUUGAUAGAGGAUCACCAAACUCACAUUAUAUAAAUUGGAGAUUUGUUUGCAUAUCUAAUUGCAGAGCUACAUCUGAAAGCAACAUCUGGCAUUUCUUUCUCUAUACUCCUAUCAACAUUGAAUAUACUUCAAUUCACUCUAGUAGUGAUACCAAAAAACAAAUGACAAUGAUUACACCAAAGAGUGUAUCAUUGACUAAUAUCAAUGCUUCCUCUUUAACAUAUCCAGGUUCGACUGACCCAGGACUUGAUAAUGUCGGCAUUCUUCAAUUUAGAGAUCAUAAUGAAUUAUUAAUGCGAUGGUGGAAUAUGGAAGGCUGUUCGUCACAGACACCACUUAUAAGCUUUUAUAAUGUACCAAACCCAAUUAUUGUUAGUCACUCAAAUUUUAUUAAAAAUACAGCCCAUUGGUACGGUGUGCUUUAUGUUCAUGAUAAUGUUGAAGUUAGAUUUGAUAACAUUAUUUUUUCUGGCAACACAUAUGAAUCUAAUAUUCUUAAUUCACGCGGAAAUUCUAUAAUAGAAAACGUUUUUUAUACUGAAGACAAGACAAGACCUAUUCAAGGAAAUGUAGUUGAUGAACCAAUUAAGCUUAGUCCUGCAAGAUAUGAUCCUUUCUUAUUCUAUCACACAUAUGAUUGUAUACCUAUAAAUCCAUAUAAAGAAUCAACAGCAUAUCAAACACCUUUCAAGACAGCAUUCGAAACAGCAUACGAAACACCAUUCAAGACAGCAGAACUCACUCCUGUUGAUACACCACACAGUACAGCUCAUUCAACACCACAUGAUACACCAUUCAGUUCAGCACAUGUUACUCCUUUCAACACAGUUUUCGAAACACCUUUCAGCACCACUCAUUCAACAGCACACUCGACACCACACAGCACAGCUCAUUCGACACCACACGAUACACCAUUCAGUUCAGCACAUGGUACUCCGUUCGAAACAGCAUUUGAUACUCCACACAGCACAGCCCAUGUUACACCAUUUGAAACAGCAUUCAGUACUCCAUUCGAAACGGCAUUUGAAACACCAUAUGAGUCUCCAUAUCUCACAGAGAUGUUGACACCAUUUGAAACAGUUUUCGAGACUCCAUUCAUUACUGAAGUUUCAACUCCAUAUGAAACACCAUAUCUCACAGAGAUGUUGACACCUUACGAGACACCAUAUCUCACAGAAGCAAUGACAAAGCAAGAGACUCCAUAUGAAACACCAUAUCUCACUGAAGUUAUGACAGAACAAGAAACACCAUAUCAAACAGAAGAUUCGACUGCAUUCGAAACACCAUAUGAGACACCAUAUCUCACGGAAGCUAUGACAGAACAAGAGACACCAUUCGAAACUAUGUAUCAAACAAUCGAAGGAACCGCGUUUGAGACAGCAUAUGAAACACCAUUCCUCACUCCAGAUAUUUCAAAGGAUCCUACAUUCGCAUGCACACCAUUCGAGACUGCAUACGAAACAUAUGCCGAGACUCCUGCAAGUUCAGCUUUCGAAACACCAUACGAAUCUCCAUUCUCUACAGCAUUUGAAACAGCAUUCGAAACACCUUUCUCUACAGCUUUCGAGACCGCAUUCGAGACUCCGUUCAUCACAGAAUUCAUGACUCCAUUCGAUACAGCAUUCGAAACACCAUUCAUCACAGAGUUCUCUACACCAUUCGAUACAGCAUUCGAGACACCACAUCUCACUCCUCUCGCAUCAGCACACGGCACUCCAUUCGAGACAGCGUUUGUCACACCAUUCGAGACCGCCUCAUCGACACCAUUCGAGACCGCAUUCGGAACUCCUUUCAGUACAUCAGUCGAGACUCCUUUCGAAACAGCAUUCGAAUCACCAUAUUUGACAGCAUUCGACACACCACACUCGACACCAUUCGAGACAGCAUCAUCGACACAAUCAUCAACACCAUUCGAGACAGCAUACAUGACUAUGUCUAUGACACAAGGUGAGACAGCAUUUGAGACUCCAUACCUUACUGAACACGAGACAGCCUUUGAGACCGCAUUCAACACUCCACAUCUCACUCCAGCCAAAUCUGUAAUUCCUCCAACACCUCACGAAACACCAAUCAAUUCCCCAAUGGAAACACCAAUCUUAGCAAAGAAUGAAAAUCCUGAUGGAAUCAAUGACAGGAAUGCCCAGAAGAGCUAA
Molecule: messenger RNA, 2400 nt
Organism: Trichomonas vaginalis G3
Lineage: Eukaryota; Parabasalia; Trichomonadida; Trichomonadidae
Product: bifunctional inhibitor/lipid-transfer protein/seed storage 2s albumin superfamily protein family
Exons: 1
Coding region: 1-2400 (799 amino acids)
Source: RefSeq, a predicted model, not a curated record